Molecule: messenger RNA, 678 nt
Organism: Eimeria mitis
Lineage: Eukaryota; Apicomplexa; Conoidasida; Eucoccidiorida; Eimeriidae
Exons: 1
Coding region: 1-678 (225 amino acids)
Source: RefSeq, a predicted model, not a curated record
AUGGAGGAAAAUGCUUCAGAAGUUUCGUCAGAUGAAAUGCUUUUGAAUAACAAUGAAGAAGAAGAAGAUGUUGUUUUUUUGAGCACUCCAUCGAACCAUAUCGAGCCCUCUUCUACCGAAGGUGACCUGCAUAUACCCCUUUUGCAGAACCGGAGGCAGCCAACGUUGCAACCAAAAGAAAAACAACAACCCCACCACCCCCAGAAACAACAACAACAAGAAGAACAAGUCCAGCCAGAGGAGAAAGAACAACCCAGUCACCACAAAAAGGAACAAACGCAUCAGCAGCACAAGCAACAGCAACCCCACCACCACAAGCAACAACAACCCGACCACGAAGAACAACAACCACCACACCCACAAAAGCAGAAACAGACCCACCGCCGCAAACAAAAGCAACAGGGUCACCGCGGCGUUGCGCCUGUGCAGCAGGCAGAAUGGAGUGAAGACGAAGAUGCUGAAGGACUAGGAGUUGAAUCUUUGAGCUGGAGAAAGCAGAGUGGAUCUGAUUUCUUUAGAACAGUUGAAAAACUUAUACAGAAACCAACACUAGAUAAAAUUCUUCUUAUUUCAACAAUAUUUGCUGCUUCUUUCAUCUUUACUAAACCCCUACUGCAUCUCGCUCAUCUUCUCUUCACCUGCUGGUUGGCUAUCAAAGCGCUUUCCCUCAUUGAAUAG